This is a messenger RNA of Sorex fumeus (smoky shrew), 2484 nucleotides long. RefSeq names its product Myb/SANT DNA binding domain containing 2 (gene MSANTD2). NCBI's taxonomy places the organism in Eukaryota, Metazoa, Chordata, Mammalia, Eulipotyphla, Soricidae. The record is from RefSeq and is a predicted model, not a curated record. The coding region runs from base 116 to 1825 and encodes 569 amino acids. The transcript has 4 exons.
GGAGGCGCGCGAGCGGGCCGCCGCCGAGCCGGGCCCCCGGGCAGCCCCCGCGCGCGCGGCGGCCGGAAGUGCGGGCGCGUCACUUCCGGGCGGUGCCGCGGCGGCCGCUCGCAAGAUGGCCGCGCCCUGUGGCUCGGAGCUGCCCGCCAACUCGCCGCUCAAGAUCCCGAAGAUGGAGGUGCUCUCCCCGGCGUCUCCCGGCGGCCUGAGCGACGGGAACCCAUCGCUGUCCGACCCGUCCACGCCUCGGGGCGCCUCCCCGCUCGGGCCGGGCGGCGCGGCGGGCUCGGGGGCGGCGACGUCCGGGGGUCUCGGGCUGGGGCUGGGGGGCCGCAGCGCCGCCUCGUCCUCGGUCUCCUUCUCGCCGGGCGGCGGCGGCGGCGGCGGUGGCGGCGGCGGCGGCGGCGGCGGCGGGGCCGCGGCGGCCGCGGCGGCCGCCUGCCGGGGCAUGUCGUGGACGCCGGCCGAGACGAACGCGCUCAUCGCCGUGUGGGGCAACGAGCGGCUGGUGGAGGCGCGGUACCAGCAGCUGGAGGGAGCCGGCACGGUGUUCGGCAGCAAGGCCCCCGGGCCGGCCAUGUACGAGCGCGUGUCCCGGGCCCUGGCCGAGCUGGGCUACGAGCGGACGCCGUCCCAGUGCCGGGAGCGCAUCAAGACCCUUCGCAGGUGUUACAGUCGGGUGAAAGAACAUGGUGUUGGGAAAAGAAAGAGCAGUUACACAUUUGAACAGUUGGAACAGGUGUUUGGUCAGGGAGGAUGGGAUGCUCAGCCCUGCCAGCCUGUACUUAUUAACAGUAGUGGCUUGUACCAGGAGCUGGAGUCAGAUGGCAGCACUUUGGAGGAGUAUUCACAGGAGGACUGGGGAAACCACAGUCAGGAUCUCCAUGGCUGUCCAACAGAUCAGGAAUUGGAUGAAAUACCUGUCACAAAGAGAGCAUUAAAAAUAAAACAGGAAUCUUCUGAGGAAGCACAGAAGAGAGACAUCAUGCAGAAUAUCGUACAGAUCUUGGAAUCAGUACAGUUAAAAUGGGAACUCUUUCAGAGCUGGACGGACUUUUCAAGGCUUCAUCUCUCGAAUAAACUGGCCAUUUUUGGAAUUGGUUAUAACACUCGUUGGAAAGAGGAUAUCCGUUAUCAUUACGCCGAGAUCAGCUCCCAGGUGCCCCUGGGCAAACGACUCCGAGAGUACUUCAACUCCGAGAAGCCCGAGGGCCGGAUCAUCAUGACCCGGGUGCAGAAAAUGAACUGGAAGAACGUUUACUACAAAUUUUUAGAGAUCACAAUUAGCGAAGCGAGGUGCCUGGAGCUGCACAUGGAAAUUGACUGGAUCCCCAUCGCCCACUCCAAGCCCACCGGGGGCAAUGUGGUUCAGUACUUACUGCCAGGAGGCAUCCCCAAAAGCCCGGGUCUUUAUGCCAUUGGCUAUGAAGAGUGUCACGAGAGACCACCCUCCCCCCAUGCGGACCGACGUGCCCUGGACGCAGGGAAGGAGGGCCGGGUGGACCUGGAGCCCCUCCCAGCCCAGGCCUCGUUACAGGUGGAAAUGGAAACCGCCCGCAUCGUCUAUUGCUACCUCGGCAUUGCCGAGGUCAGGACUCUCCAGCAAUGCCUGUUCUUACAUUUCCAAGCAAAUACCAAGACCUUCAGCAAAGAUUGGGUUGGUAUUAAUGGGUUUCUGUCUCAGAACUGUCUCGUGGAUCCUGGCGUUUCCCCCAAGUCCAUCUACAUCAAGUUUGUAGAAGUUGAGAGGGAUUUUCUUUCCGCCGGCUCUCUAGUCGAGUGCCUGGAAAAAGCCAUCGGAUACCCCUUAAAAUUCAACAACUGAAUGUCAUCCUUCAUAAGGAUUUGGGCUCUCACCUCCCUCUCCACUCCCCGUUUCCCUUGACACAGACCGCCCUCAUCGGAUGCUGCCAACAGACCCUUCACGGGAACUCAGUGCAUCGGACCAGAACAGCUUCUAAAGGAUCAGCACGGACUGCAGGCAGCAAACAGGACUCGCCCCAAAACGCUUGUUCAGAGCGAGCAGAAUACUCUGCAGACUUAGGUGGUGGGCCGGCUGUUUUCCUUUUUUUAAAAAAACAAGACCAAUUUUUUAAAUGGAUUUCAGAGCCCUUAUAUAAACAAGUGUAGGUACAUUCCAUAUUGGACCAGACUUAUACUUUGCGUUUCAUAUGAAAUUGAAAAAUUGUAUUUUUUUCACAAUGUUUCAUUUUUACACAUCUCUGUCUCUAUAUAAGUAUUAUUUACAACCCUGAAUAAAAUAAGCAAUAGACAAUGAACACAUCCAAUCUUAAAUCACAGUAAAUAAGACUGUUUUUCAUACCACCCUUAGCUACUAUUGUAUAUAAUCUAGAGUUUCAUUUUUUUGCACCAAGUGUUUUGGUAUUCCCAAUCAGUGUUGCCUGCAAAGACCUUCGUUUCUGUGAUGUGCCCGCUUUCUGGUUGUGUUGCCAUUUAAACUUUUUAUAUAUUAAAAAAAAAAAA